GAACCCCGCAGACCGAACCCGGCAGACCGAACCCCGCAGACCGAACCCCGCAGACCGAACCGAACCGCUGAUCUUUGGACCGACAGUCAGCAGGUCCAGAUGGAAACCUCGGAACCGGAACCGACUCGAACCUGCGGCUCCUGCCACAAGGAGGUGGCAGAGGCUAACUUCGCCCUGCAUGAGAGCCACUGCAGGCGCUUUCUAAGCGUCUGUCCUGACUGCGAUGAAGCCGUCCCCAGAGAGCUGCUCAGCCAGCACCGAGAGGAGCAGCACACCCAGGUGAAAUGCUCCAAAUGUAACAAGAAGAUGGAACGCUGCCACCUGGAGGAUCAUGAGCGGUUCUGUUAUUUAGCAUCUCCGCUCCUCUACGAUGAGGAAGAGGAGGAGGAAGAGGACUUCUACAGGGAUCAGCUGAGCGCCGCUUAUAAGGCCACCUACAGCCAGGUGGGCGGAGACCCGGAUCAGAUCAGCACCUGCCCGCACUGCCACCUGGCCCUGCCCCUCUCCACGCUGAAAUGGCAUGAGGCAAAGUGCAGAAUCCAUGUUUUCCUCAAAGACAGAGAAGGUUAAAGACAGAGACGUCCUCUGAUUGGACGGCACCGACCGACGUAGAGACAAUCCAGCUGUAAUCUUAGAAUCCUGCUAUUUGGCCUUUGUUCAUAUUUCUGGAAGCUUUCCUCUAUUUCUGCUUCACAUAAUGUUAAACAUGGUGACCUGCUGAGGUCAGAGGUCACGCAGCGUGCGGCGUGCCUGGAGACGUAAGCUCGACUGUGGAGCUUCAGCUCCCGCCUCUCCAUGGAUGCUGAUGGUCGCUUCUGCUGAGGAUCAUAUUGUCUGUCCGUCACUAACCGAUCCGUCCUGCGAAGCGCAAAGAGAAGAACUUCCAGGUAGCAACACGGGGGGAUGGGUUCUUUUUGAAUACAUUAGUAUUUGCGUAAAUAUUGCAUAUUCUAAAAACAAAAACAAGCAAUACACCAAAAAAGCCUUUGGAAGGUUACCGUGACUGCGCUGAGCGUGUCCGAUGAUGACGUCACAAAAACAAAACACAUUAAUUUCUUCCAGAAAAGU
Molecule: messenger RNA, 1068 nt
Organism: Cyprinodon variegatus (sheepshead minnow)
Lineage: Eukaryota; Metazoa; Chordata; Actinopteri; Cyprinodontiformes; Cyprinodontidae
Product: TRAF-type zinc finger domain-containing protein 1-like
Exons: 5
Coding region: 100-570 (156 amino acids)
Source: RefSeq, a predicted model, not a curated record